UUGGCACUAAUCUAAAAUUUUAGUUUGGACUUUUCGCUGAUGAAUUAGCAAAAAAAUAUAGUUUUGAAAUAUUAAUACAAAUAUUGUCCGAAAACCAGAUUUUUUAAAAUCUUUUCCAAAUCGGCUGACUUUGCCAUCGGUGCUUUCUACUACAGACCCCAUUUGAAUGAAAGCUCUCCCUACUCACAAACCCUCUACUACUAUCUCUCCCACACGUAUCUGGUAACGAAUGUCUUCAACAUCUACAGCAUGUAUGAGAAGAUUGCCUAUCCAUUUCAUUUGGGCCUGUGGUAUUUGAUUGGAUUAAUUCUAGCUCUAAGCUCUCUGCUCAUAUUCACAUGUGAGUCCGGUCGGCGAUGGCGGAAGCAACGCAAUUUCAUAAUUGGUGAAAAUAACCGUACGCCUCAAUAUCAUCUCUUCGUGUUGGCCCUGGGUGCAACGGUCUCAUCCACGCAACUACCACGUUAUAAUUUUGCCCGUUUCUUGCUCAUGUGCUGGCUGCUCGGCAGCCUGGUCAUACGCAGUGCCUAUCAAUCGGGCAUGUAUGAAAUGUUGCGCGACAACAAACAUCGCAACCCGCCCCAGACCAUUGCCGAUGUCCUCAAGCAGGGCUAUGUUGUGCUGCUGCGAGGCUACCACAAGAGUCUGCUAAACAUUCUGCCCGACAUGAAGAAUGUACGCGAGUUGAACGUCAGCAUUUUGCAGGCAUUUCCGCAACUGGCCACGGCCAGCGAACGAACUGCCGUCUUUAGCCAGUAUGAAUAUUAUGGCUAUUUUGGCAAAACUAAUUUGGCUACCUGGCAGAAGUUGCAUUUGGUCAACGAGCGUAUCUACACCCAGCAGCUGGCCAUGUAUGUCCGUUUGCAAUCGUAUUUGGUGACCGAAUUAAAUGCCCAAAUUGCUAAUGCCCAGUACUUUGGUUUUAUCAACCAUUGGGUGAAUAAAUACUAUGGUCGUCCGGUAGCCGCCGUUGGCCAUGGCCAUCAGGGCGAGGAAAGUCAAACGAAUAUUCUAUCGAUGAACGAGUUGGGAGCUGUAUUCAUGAUUUUGUUGUGGUUACAUUUAGCGGCAUUUGGUGUAUUUGUAAUGGAAUUGUUAUGGCACAGGUAUGGGCGCAAAUGCCGAACGAUGUGUCAUUAAAAAGCGCUUUUUUUGUGGCAAUGAGUUGCAUUUGAAAUGUGUCUCCGGACAUCAUAAUUAAAUGGUGUAUUUGUGCAAAAUGGUUUGGGGGAGGAGUAAAUAAGUGCAGAAUGUUAUGUUUUGCUGUGUCUAUGCAUAUUUUAAGCAAUUUUUGUUCAUUAUUUUAUUUUGCACUUUGAAUACAUAUGGGUGUAUGUGUGUGUUGCUUUAAAGAUAAUAAAUUCUUUUCAUAAAAUCUUAAA
Messenger RNA from Musca domestica (house fly), 1382 nucleotides. RefSeq lists its product as uncharacterized. Gene Ontology annotation, molecular function: ligand-gated monoatomic ion channel activity. Bases 250 to 1140 code for a protein of 296 amino acids. Gene Ontology annotation, cellular component: membrane. The record is from RefSeq and is a predicted model, not a curated record. The transcript has 2 exons. Lineage: Eukaryota; Metazoa; Arthropoda; Insecta; Diptera; Muscidae.